Formica exsecta is the source of this 2318-nucleotide messenger RNA. RefSeq names its product epidermal retinol dehydrogenase 2-like. The transcript has 8 exons. The record is from RefSeq and is a predicted model, not a curated record. Gene Ontology annotation, molecular function: oxidoreductase activity, acting on the CH-OH group of donors, NAD or NADP as acceptor. Lineage: Eukaryota; Metazoa; Arthropoda; Insecta; Hymenoptera; Formicidae. Bases 457 to 1482 code for a protein of 341 amino acids. Gene Ontology annotation, cellular component: lipid droplet.
CUUCGGGCUUCGGCGAUCAGUCCGAAGUGAAGGUGCAACCGAAGCAACACGUUCCAUUUAGUAUACCAACGACCAUAGUGCCGGGAGGACUCGCUACCUUUUACGUCUUGUUUCAUCGUGUAUAAAUACGAUAGGUUCAUACGCGUGUGCGUGAAUUAAUAGAUAUUUCUCUGAUGAUUUUUGUAUUUCUAUUUAUGUAAAUGUGAUCUCGUAUGCGUUUAUUAUCAAUAGAUAUGUGCUUCAGAUAAUGUUGAGUCAGUAUAAUCGUCGGUUUUUAUUUCAUAAAGCCUAACCGUGACCUUAAUCCGACUUCUAUGUAACGUUAAAACGUUACAGUUCAAGAAAUGAUAGAGUGAUCCUUUCACAGAAAAGUUGUACAGAGAGUUUGAUAAGCGACAGCUCUCGUUGACUUUACACGACACUAUACACGCGCAUAGGAUACGUGUAUACAUCAUUAUGACGUAUUUACGUUCAAUCGGAGAAGUGAUUGGCUUCCUAGUACUGUCUAUUAUUGCAAUAUUGAAGGGCGUUACCAGGUCAUUUAUUCCCAAAAGGUAUAAGAUGAAAAGCAUAGAUGGCGAAAUCGCUCUCGUGACAGGAGGUGGCGGUGGAUUGGGCAGGCUUCUUUCCCUCAGGCUGGCCAAUCUGGGUGCCAUUGUCAUCGUUUGGGAUAUAAAUAAAAGCGGCAUCGAGGAAACCAUUAAAUUGGUCCGGGCGAUCGGAGGUACAUGUCAUGGUUAUGUCUGUGACUUAUGCGAUCGGGAGGAUGUAUAUAAAAAAGCCAAAAUCAUCAAGGAAGAAAUCGAUAAGGUAACGAUACUUAUUAAUAAUGCGGGCAUUGUUACGGGAACGAAAUUGCUGGACACUCCGGACGAACUUAUCAUCAGAACAAUGGAUGUUAACAUCAUGAGCCAUUUUUGGACCGUAAAGGCCUUUCUUCCAACGAUGUUAGAGAAUAAUAAAGGACAUAUCGUGAGCGUGGCGAGUUUGGCCGGGCAAUGUGGAGUUCCCAAAUUGGUAGAUUAUUGUACAUCUAAAUUUGCGGCUAUGGGAUUUGACGAGGCUCUUCGGAUGGAACUUGAGUACGAAGGAUACGAUAUCAAUACAACGGUCGUAUGCCCUUACUUCAUCCGUAGUACCGGUAUGUUCGACGAUGUUCAAUCAAGAUAUAUUCCAACUCUGAGUCCAAACACCGUAGCUGACAAGAUCAUAACAGCAAUGAGAUGCAAUGAGAAGUAUGCCAUUAUUCCAGGCUACUUACAAAUUCUGCUAGCUUUAAAGUGGAUGUUUCCGUGGUCGUGCUCCGCCAUGCUGCUUCGUGGAUUAGUCAAAGAUGCUUCACCGGGCCAUGCGGAUGGCGCAUGUGCAACUACAGCUACAAUUAUAGCGGAGGAAACAUGUAUUGUUUCAUCAUCAAAAGAUCAAAAAACUAUCCAUCAACAAUUGACCAGACGUAUCUCCAGCUCCGAGAGAAAACCUUAAACUUUCUCGUUCUGCUUUGGUUUUAAUAUUUUUGGUUUAAGAUAUUUGUUGUCAAAUGCACUUCUAUUUUGUGUGGUAUUAGUGUUGGCCUUUAAUUUUUUGUAUGUUGAUCUUACAAAUAUUUUAGCUGUCAGCAAAAAUAGGUAAAUAUAGCAAGGUUGAUUGAUUUAGUGUAAACGUAAAAAACUUCCACAUAAACGAUGAUUUCGUAUCGAUUAAGAAAAAUAGAUGAAUAAUAUAUUCUGUUACAAAAAUGUGAUAUUGAAUCUGUAAAUAAUAUUAGUAUUAGAUAUAUAAGAAUAAUAUAGUCAAAUGUUCGUUUUCUUAACAUCUUAGUAUUUUAACAUUUUUUUCUGCGCUAUUCCGUCACUAUUUCACAUUUGUGAUUACGUGACCAUGAUACCAUAAAAUGAGAAAGCAAGUAAAAGUAAAAGAACAAACUGUUUCUAAUUUCACUACAUAUAAUGCAAUCAACGCACAACAACGUGUUUAUCCUACACAUAUGCAUUAAGUCUGUUCGUUUUGCUCGCACUCUUUAAAAUUUUUUGCACUUGACACGAGAUAAAUAUACAUAUAUUCGUUAAAGAAAGAGAGAGAGAGAGAAAGAGCGAAGAAUCUAAGUACGGAAAGGACAAAUAAAACGAAUGUCCUAAUGCAAUUCGAAUAAAAAUUAAACAGAUUCAUUAAGAGUAAGAAAGUUAUUUGGUCUCGAUAUGUUAAGAAAUAUGAAAGUUCGACUGUAUUAGAGCGAGAAUAUCUAAUUUGAUACUAAUAUAUAUAAAGUUGCAGAAGCUUGUACCAUAUAACUACAAAUGUCUAACAAUUCUACAUAAUUU